AUGCAAACCAAACACUUCUUCUCCGAUCCGACCCAUUUGGUCUUGACCGCAUUGAACUCCAUCACUGUCACCAACCCAUCCCUUGCAUUGGACCUCGAGAAUAAGAUCGUUUUCCGCCGCCCAGAUGCGCCCCGCAAGCCUAAGAAGGUCUCCAUCGUGACCGGUGGUGGAUCCGGCCAUGAACCCGCAUUUGCGGGCUUCGUCGGCCACGGUUUGUGUGACGCGGCCGUGGCCGGUACGGUUUUCGCUUCGCCUUCUGCGGAGCAGAUCCGUCGGGCUGCGAUGGAUCGCGUCCCCACUGAUUGUGGUGUUUUGAUUAUUCCUAACAAUUACACGGGUGAUGUGCUUAAUUUUGGUAUGGCAACGGAGAAGUCUCGUGCUGCGGGUAUUCGCACCGAGUUCUUUGCUAUGGCCGAUGAUGUCGGUGUUGGCCGGAAGAAGAGCGGUAAGGUCGGUCGCCGUGGUAUUGGUGGUGCUGCAUUGAUCUUGAAGCUGGUUGGUGCUCUGGCGGAAGCUGGCGGUUCCCUCGAUGAGGUCUAUGGUCUCGCCCAGCACGUUAACAACAACUUGGUCUCCAUUGGUACUUCUUUGGAGCAUGUUCACAUUCCUGGUCGUCGAGUUCCUGAGGGCCUGGAUACUAUUGCACCUGGCGAUGCCGAGGUUGGUAUGGGUAUUCACAAUGAGCCUGGAUCCCACCGCGCCAAGGCAGACUUGGUCGAGCUGGUCUCAACUAUGCUGCGCUCGCUGCUUGAUCCCAAUGAUGCCGACCGUGCCUACGUCACUUACACCCCCAAGGACCAGUUUGUUCUUUUAAUCAACAACCUGGGUGGAGUGAGCAUCCUCGAAUUGGCCGGUAUCACUGAUGAGGUCCACCGCCAGCUGAACAAGAGCUAUAAUGUGAACCCGGUCCGUGUAAUCCAAGGCACAUUCCUUAGCAGUUUGGACGGAUUGGGCUUCAGCAUCUCGCUCCUGAAGCUAGCUGACACCGGCCUUGGAGCCGGCAAGUCCCUCAUUGAGCUACUUGAUGCUCCCGCAGAGGCCGUUGGCUGGGCUGCCCCUAUCUCCCACGCAACCUGGGAAAACCGCAUCGACACCCCAGUGCAGCUUAAAAACUCCAACCUGGCCGAGGAGAACCCAAGCAACCUCAAGCUUGACCCAGCUGUCGUUAAGAAGGUCCUCGGCGCCGGCCUGAAGCGCGUCAUCGCCGCCGAGCCCGAAGUAACCAACUACGACACGAUCGUCGGCGAUGGCGACUGCGGUGUAGGCCUCCAACGCGGUGCCGAAGCCAUUCAAGAGCUCCUCGCCAGCUCGCCCGGAAUCAGCGACGACAUCGUCAACACAGUCAACCGCAUCGUGACAGUCGUCGAGAACGUGAUGGACGGAACCUCAGGCGCCAUCUACGCGAUCUUCCUGAACGCUCUAGCUCACGGUCUCCGCGACCAAGACAAGGGCACCACAUUGCAGGCUAACACCGAAGUGUGGGCGAAGGCACUCAAGCACUCCGUCACUGCAUUGGGCCGAUACACUCCUGCUAAGCCCGGUGACCGUACCCUUAUGGAUGCACUUGUCCCGUUCUGCGAUACCCUCUACGAGAAACAUGAUGUAAAUGCUGCCUGUGAGGCUGCUAAGCAGGGUACGGAGUCUACUAAGAGUAUGAAGGCUAGUCUUGGUCGGUCUGUUUAUGUUGGUGGUGAAUCGGAAUGGAUUGGUAAGGUGCCUGACCCUGGUGCUUUUGGUCUUAGUGAGUUCCUAGCUGGACUUGCUGAGGCUGUUUAA
This is a messenger RNA of Penicillium pulvis, 1776 nucleotides long. RefSeq lists its product as uncharacterized. Gene Ontology annotation, biological process: glycerol catabolic process. Gene Ontology annotation, molecular function: glycerone kinase activity; ATP binding. Gene Ontology annotation, cellular component: cytosol. The record is from RefSeq and is a predicted model, not a curated record. The transcript has 4 exons. NCBI's taxonomy places the organism in Eukaryota, Fungi, Ascomycota, Eurotiomycetes, Eurotiales, Aspergillaceae. Bases 1 to 1776 code for a protein of 591 amino acids.